AACACACAUUCAGGAAGAAAGACAGGUGUUGACUUCCCUAAAUGAAUAUCAUGGGAGAUGUGGCCGUCUGUCCCUAGAUCCAAUCACAGAUCAGAGCGAGAGAUACAAUUGUAUUCGUUUAAUUGUAACUGAACUGAAACCUAUGACAGAGCACCUGCAGCGGGACAAGGGGCCACAAAGUGACAUCACCAGAUGAAUAAUAUCACAGGAAGCAUGUCUUCAUCCCCAGUCACAAACGGAACGUUCCCUACGAUGAACGAAACAUUGACACUGUCCACUCUACCCACCCUUAUAAACGUGUACAGUCUAGAGACAGACGGUUCCUCCCAGCUCAGGGAUUCUGCUAACAACACGGUAUCUGGUGACCAAUUAUUCCUGACUACAGCCGCUGCUAAAGGGAUUUCGGGAGUGUUCGUUUGGACCGCUCUGCUCCUGACAUGUCACCAGAUCUAUGUUCAUCUAAGGAAUUACACCAUCCCCAACGAGCAACGCUACAUCAUCCGGAUCUUGUUCAUUGUUCCAAUUUACUCGUUUGAUUCUUGGCUCAGCCUGUUGUUCAUUGGCAAUGAUCAAUACUAUGUAUAUUUUGAUUCAGUCAGAGAUUGCUAUGAAGCGUUUGUCAUCUACAGCUUCCUCAGCCUCUGCUUCGAAUAUCUGGGAGGAGAAAGUGCCAUCAUGACAGAGAUUCGGGGGAAGCCAGUAAGGUCCAGCUGUUAUUAUGGUACUUGUUGUCUGCAAGGAAUGUCCUACUCCAUAGGCUUUCUACGGUUCUGCAAACAGGCCACUUUGCAGUUCUGUAUAGUGAAACCCAUCAUGGCGGUUGUAACAAUUAUCCUGCAAGCGUUCGGGAAAUACAGAGAUGGGGACUUUAAUGUUCAGACUGGUUAUCUCUACAUUACCAUCAUCUACAAUUUCUCGGUUAGCUUGGCACUUUAUGCCCUAUUUCUCUUCUAUUUUGCCACUAAAGACCUACUGCGUCCCUUUGAGCCGGUUCUCAAGUUUCUCACCAUCAAAGCAGUCAUCUUCCUAUCAUUUUGGCAAGGAAUGCUCCUGGCUAUUUUGGAACGGUGUGGCGUCAUCCCAGAAGUCCAAAUCAUUAACAACAAAACAGUUGGCGCGGGCACGGUGGCAGCCGGCUGCCAGAACUUUAUCAUCUGUAUUGAAAUGCUAUUUGCUGCCAUUGCUUUGCGUUACGCCUUCACGUGCCAGGUUUACCGGGAAAAGAAGGAAAAUUCAACAGCAGCGAGUGUGCCUCCAAUGCAAAGCAUCUCCAGUGGCUUAAAGGAGACCAUCAGUCCUCAUGACAUUGUCCAGGAUGCUAUUCACAACUUCUCACCAGCUUACCAACAGUACACUCAACAAUCUAUGCAGGAGUCUGAGCGAAAAGCACAAGACCAAAAUGGACACAGUAGUGCCAGCUCGACCAACGGUCAUUCCGGCAAGAAACGGAAACAGAAUGAGAAAAUGAUGCUGAUUAUUUCAGAUGAUGAGCUCUAGAAGAUAAAGAGACACACAUGGAAUAUGGACCGUGUAUGGAUAGUUUCAUUUUAAACUGGAAAAGUUUACCAACAAUGGAGAGUGACACAUGGAUUCUGAACAAGACCGGCAUAUGUGACACAAAACUUCUCUCCAAAUCCGGUGGUCGAUAGUUUUUGAGAAACUAUUGAAUAAUUUAUCAGUGAACUUUCAAAGAUUGGCGAUCCAAUUAUGUUUAAGGCAACUUCGUGGAACGUUAUACAUAAUCGUCACCAUGACUUUUUGUUUUCAUUUUCAUGUUCGUCUUAAUUGCAUCUGCUAUAUAUUAUAUGUAAUUUGUUUUCUUUUUUACUUUUAUGCCAAAGAUCUUUUAAAAAAUAUUCCUCGCUCCUUUUUUUUUUUUUUUUUUUAUAAUAAUGGUAAUUCUCAAUUUCCAAAAUGAUGAUAUUUGGGAUCACCAACCAAUUUGCAUCCAAGGUCAAUAUGGUUCCUGAGAUCUUUGUCAUUGACCGUUUACAGUGAUUUGUCUCACAUUCUUCAGUAGCACAAGUUGCGUAAUAAUGUAUCCGUGUCAAAGUCAUUUCAUCUCCUCUACAUUACCGUGGAUUAUGCAUCUUCUUAUUAAAUGGAGGAUUGAAAGGAAGAUUUCAUGCUGAACUCACAAAUCUAUUUACAAGGAAUGUUUAAAAAAAAUUGGUCCUGUGGACUUCUCAAAGGAUGUCUUAAUGAGAAAUAAAAGGAAUGUGAUUUAU
This is a messenger RNA of Pelobates fuscus (common spadefoot toad), 2228 nucleotides long. It is a transcript of the gene TMEM184A, whose product is annotated as transmembrane protein 184A. Bases 193 to 1497 code for a protein of 434 amino acids. The record is from RefSeq and is a predicted model, not a curated record. Gene Ontology annotation, cellular component: early endosome membrane. Gene Ontology annotation, molecular function: transporter activity. Gene Ontology annotation, biological process: transport. NCBI's taxonomy places the organism in Eukaryota, Metazoa, Chordata, Amphibia, Anura, Pelobatidae. The transcript has 9 exons.